ACACUUCACGUUUAGUCGACAAAAAAACUUUUAGAACAAAAGUUCAGAUUAUAUUUUUAACUAGAGAGCGAGAAAAUCCGGAAACAUGCCGCGCUAUAAGCCCACUCUAAAGACCGAUGUCAUCGGCAAUCUGGAUUUAAAUCCCGAGGAGGCGGUGGGCGAGUAUCUGCUCUCUCGCCAACAGGAGCGAUACUUCGUGAAACCACCCAACUGGGACUCGGCGGGCGACUCCAUUGAGAUGCUCUACAUAGCCAACGCUCGCGAGCAUGAUGCUAUGCUGGUGCUGCAGCGUCAGCUGCUGGAGGAUGCCCAGCGCCAGACUGAGCUGAACCACCAGCGCAUAGCACAAAUGUACAGGAUGCAGGAGCGCUUGCGAAAGCGUUUCAUUGAGGUGAAUGGAUUUAUUAAGGACUGCGCGGACAAGAAGCGUACUGCCGAGAAGAUCAUCCGCCAGGAGGAGGCACUGCAUGACGAGCUCAGCAAGUGCAUUGAUGAGUUCUCGAAGUCGAUCAGCGAACUGAAUAACUUUCGACAUGCUCUCAAAGAAACUGUUCGCCAGUUUCAGCCGUACGAGCGAGUCUUAGAUGAUGUGGUGGCGAAAUCGGACAUUUUUGUUUCGCCCAGGGACUGCAUAGAUCGUUGUGAUGCAUUAAUGCUUGCCCAGGUUGAAAUAAAUGAUCUUGAAAACAAAAAACUGCUGGAGAUCGAGGAAAUGCGCCAGCGCAUGGUCAAGAUCACCAGUGAGGCAGCUCUGACUGUGCUGGGUCUAAAGAACGAUCUGGCCAAGCUGGAACGAUCGUACAAUCAAGCGCGCGCCCUGGGGCUCAAGUGGGAGAAAACCGUAAGCCUUUGCAAGGACACUAUUAGCAACAACGAUUUAGACAAGGAUCGUGCACUGGAUGGCAUUCAAAUAAUUUAUCGCAUGUUGUGCAAGCGCCGCGAUAUCGACGCCCCUUAUCAUCGGCGCGAUGUAGAGAAGUCCGUUGAUUUUAUCAAGCGCGAAGUAGAGCUUCUGACACUCGUCUUGCGUGAACUUGACAAAGGCACCAACAAAGGCAGCAAGUCCGUCCAUCAGGAAGGCGCUCUCUGCGGAUAAUAAGUUGAAAACUUAAAGAUUAUUGAUUAUUGCGCGACUCUGUUAUGUGAAUAAAGAUUAAAGCUUUGUGAAGUUUC
Drosophila novamexicana is the source of this 1173-nucleotide messenger RNA. RefSeq lists its product as uncharacterized. The transcript is spliced from 4 exons. Lineage: Eukaryota; Metazoa; Arthropoda; Insecta; Diptera; Drosophilidae. The record is from RefSeq and is a predicted model, not a curated record. Bases 86 to 1096 code for a protein of 336 amino acids.